CACCAAUUGUAUAAUAAUGAACUAUAUAUAUGAGUACAAAUCAUAAAUGUGUGAAUAAAACAAUUCCAACAGUGAUGUGAACACGGGCAGUAAUUUUGCUCGAAAUAUUACCAAUAACAAAACUUAUCAUUGUGUGUAAACUAUUAAAAUAUAAUUAUACUUUAUUUGAUCUAAUCCACAAUGCUCAAACUUUUUACUGAUAUUAAUUCAACUGACGGUCUUCCCAUUAAAAGACUGGCCAACAAACUCACACAUUUAUAUCAAGCUGAAUCUCGAUUUAUGAACCAUCGAAUUUUCAACAUCAGAUGCCUUAAAAUGGAAUUAUUCCUGUAUACAUGAAAUUAAAAUCACCAAUAUCUACUGAUAAAGCAAAUGCAGCGCUCACACAUGCCUCAAAAGUAUGCAUCAAAGAAAACCUACGUGGAAUUAUACAAAAGCUAUUCACGAUAAGGAAAGAUAUUAAUGAAGUAAAAGAAAAAUUGAAAGAAGUAAUUGAAAAAGAAAAGUAUGAAAGCCUACUACAAGUUGCACAAAAACGAAAAGAAACCACUUAUGAAAAAACAAAGGAGAAACAAAUCAAAAAACUUAAUAAACUCAUGAUAGCGAAAACUCCGAAUGACAGACAAGUAACUAAAGCCAAUUGGAUUGUAAACUUGUCAGACAGAAAGCUAACAGAAGCAGAGGAAAUUGUACUGAUGAAAGGGAUGAACUUCAAUAUCAGCAACAAAAGAUUAAAACCAGAAGACAUCAUACCUGUAAUUGAAACAGCACUCGAAGGAUAUGACAAGCAAAAAGCUGAACUGGUACGAGCACAAUGUGCACUUACCUUAAAAAAGCAAAAAGCAGAAAAACCAAAUAUAACGAAGGAGGAACUAAAAGCACUUCAAGACAUAAAAGCAGACAAAUCCACUGUCAUUACUCAAACAGACAAAGGCAACACAACAGUAUUACUUAACAAAACAACAUAUAGUGAAAAGAUGAAUGAACAUCUACAAUCUGGACCCUAUACCAUAAUGACUAAAUCAGCUGAAACAAUCAUCAACAAAACAAUGAAAGAAACAGCAAAUAUAGUUAGACAAAUGAAAGAAGUAAUUGAGAAACGCAAUAUGAAUAGAUUCGUGAGAAUUGGAUGAAAUGAUGUCCUUCGCGACGAUGUAAAUAUCUUGACGUUAUGAGUAUUUUUGAUUUAUAUUUCCACUUCUGUGUUUUACACGAUUACACACACUAUUACUC
Messenger RNA from Trichobilharzia regenti, 1233 nucleotides. The record is from the annotation of a GenBank genome assembly. Lineage: Eukaryota; Metazoa; Platyhelminthes; Trematoda; Strigeidida; Schistosomatidae.